Molecule: messenger RNA, 5779 nt
Organism: Nerophis ophidion (straightnose pipefish)
Lineage: Eukaryota; Metazoa; Chordata; Actinopteri; Syngnathiformes; Syngnathidae
Gene: cgnl1
Product: cingulin-like 1
Exons: 19
Coding region: 213-4037 (1274 amino acids)
Cellular component (GO): myosin complex
Source: RefSeq, a predicted model, not a curated record
GACCUCCUCCGCCUCCUCAGAUUGUCUCUCCCAGUGAGCUGCACUGCGAUAAAUAAGUUGCUGAACUACGGUUGGGGCACUUUGCUAACUGUAUUAAUAUUGUAAAUAUAUAUUUUCAUCUUCAGAUAUCUGGAGAGAAAAGUCAGCAGGACUGUUUGUGUGGAAGGCCAGCUGAUCCAGGGAGAGAGGUUUAUCCUCCUGCCGGCUUCCUGAUGGAGUCAUACCAACUGACUGGUAUUCCCAAUAGUGGGCCGCAGCAGGGCUACACACAAACGUCUCGCACUACCCGUCUCCAGAGUAAUGUCGGUGGUACAUAUGGUCUCAGCAUCCGAGUCCAGGGUAUUGAUGGACACCCAUAUGUUGUUCUGAACAAUCAGGACAUUGACCCUAAUAGUAAUGGCUACAUUGACACAGAUGGCUCUUUUAUUGACAACUACCAAGAGUAUGAUUUCCGAGGAGACAAAGAGGGUGGACCCAAGAGUCCCUUUAGGGAGUACGGGUCUCAGAAGAUGAUGCAGAAUGUCUCUUCAGAGUCACAAGCAAGGAGAGCACAAAACCUUCUGAACUUCCAGAGGCAUCCUGAGAUACUGCAGCCGUAUGACCCAGAGACUAACUCUCUAAACUUCCGCAGUCUACCUUCGAGGCCCAUGUCUAUGGCUGAUACUGGAACUCAGUCUUCAUCUACUGUACCUGUGCCGUCCCACACAAGACUUUCUAGCCUGGACCAGAACAAAGAUCCAACACAAUCGAACAAAAGACAAAGUCCGUCUCCGACCCUGACUGAUGCUUCAUGCCAAAAACCCAAAUCCCCUCCUCAGUCUUUGUUCUCAACCCAGAAGAACAAGUCACAGGCACAAGUGGCUCAGCCGCAGUCCAAAGUUUGUCUCAGCAACCAGAGUCCACCUCCGUCCAAGCCAACACCUAAAGGUAAUCCGCAACCGUCCUCUUCGUCCAGUGCCACGAGUGAGCGGAACAAAAGAUCAUCCAGAUCUCCCACUUCAGUGAGUAGCACAAACUCCAGCCUGGAACGCAAACGCCGCGAGCCAGAUGUCCUUCCACUAAGAAGGUCUGACUCCAGCGGACCUGUACUUUUGUCAACUUCUCGCUCUCGCCACUCCUCGUCAUCCUCCACCUGUAAGCACCAAGUGGAUGACCAAAUGGAGGCGCUGUACGCUGAUACUAUCAACCGCCACGAAAAUCGGCGCUACAUUCCUUUUAUCCCGGGGUCGGGAAGAGACAUUGACACAGGAUCCAUCCCAGGUGUUGAUGAGUUGAUUGAGAAGUUUGACAGCAAAGAUGGCAGCCACCAUCGGCGGGGACGGGCCGGACGAAGAAACAGAAUCAAUCCAGAGGACAGGAAGCGCUCUCACAGUGUGGAUAGUGCUCUUGGACGUCCGUUGGAUGAUUCCAGCCACCGUCGGGGCACAUCCAUAGAACCCGUCCUGCGACCCUCACAGCUGCGGCUGCAGAGGACAGCAGGGAAUCAGGACCCCUGGUACAUGGUCAACUCCACGCCACAGUCUCGUGCCACCAGUGCACCCGGUUCUCCCCAGACCACCAUGUCUACCGGUGUAGGGUUCAUCCAGGGAUACAAAAAAACCCAGGGCCCUUUUACUGUUGUGACGCUCAAGAAUAAAGACAAAGUGGGCAGUGUGUCUCCAGCAAGCAAACUGUUUUUAUCAAAGUCUGCUGGUGACAAAAAUGCCAGUUCAGACACUGAUGUACAGGCAACACCGGAUCUCCUGAAAGGUCAGCAAGAGCUUUCACAACAAACACAUGAAGAGACAGCAAAGCAGAUUUUGUUUAAUUACCUAAAGGACGGUAGCAAGGAUAAUGAUGAAACGACCAAGAGAAAGGUCAACCUUGUCUUUGAAAAGAUUCAGACCUUGAAGUCACGAGCCACUGCAGCCACUCAAGAUGACAAAUCCUUGGGUCUAUCUGCACAAACCAAAGCCCUGCAGGAGCAGAACGCUGCACUGGAGAAAAAAAUGUCCCAAUUGAAACAACAACUCGAGAAACAAAGCACGACCUAUAAGGUGGACAGCAUGGCGACUGCAGGUGUGAAGGAGCUGCAGCUGGGAGUGGAUAAGACUACGACAGAGUGCAAACGCUUGAAGGAAAAACUGAUGAAAACAGAAGCUGAACUCCAGACCACACUUGAAGAAUUGUUCCAGGUGAAGAUGGAGAGGGAGCAAUACCAGACAGAGAUCAGAGACCUGCAAGACCAGCUGUCAGAGAUGCACGACGAGCUCGACUCGGCGAAAACAUCAGCUGCAGAUGGAGAGAAAGACGCCAUCAUAGGGGACAUAAUGCAACUGAAAGUGGAGUUGCAGGAUGUUCUGUUGGCCAAAGAGGAGCAAGAGGAGGUCCUAAGGAGGCGGGAGAGGGAACUGACUGCUCUCAAAGGAGCCCUUAAGGAGGAAGUGGCCAUUCAUGAUCAGGAGAUGGACAAGAUGAAGGACAAGUAUGAGAAGGAGAUGAGUCAACUACAGAACUCUUUCGAGGAGGCCAAGCAGAGCAGCACAACCGUUGUCCGAGAAAUGGCUGAAGUGGAAGCGGCCAAGGGUGCGCUGGAGGGCCAAGCAGGACGCCUGAAUCAAGAGGCAGAGCGGCUGCGCAAGCGGGCACAAGAGCUGGAAAACGAAGUGGCCAAACUCAAUUGCAUCAUCGACGAUGCCAAACUGCAGGAGAGCAAGCUCGGAGACCGAGUCACACGAUUGGAGAAAGAAAAGAAGCAGCUGGCAGAGUCUUUAAGUGAGAUUAAGGAGCAGGAAGAAGAGAUGUCUCGUGCCAACCGAGCUUUGACGUUACGGCUAGAAGAUGUGCAGAGGAAUUUGUCUAAGCUGAGCAUCGAAUACAAAGAGUUGGAGGUGAGGCUGCAGGAGGAAAAGGAUCAGAAGGAGCAGUUUAAAAGUAUGAAGAAUGACAUUGAGGACGAGAGGCGACUGCUGGACCUAACUGUGGAGAAACUUCAGAAAGAGAUGAAUGACAUUGUGGAUGCGUCCCAGUCGUCUACUCGAGAGCUGCAGGAGCAGAUUGAUAUUUAUAAGGAAAAGAACCGCCGGGAGCUGACAGAGCUGCAGAAAUUACUGAAAGAGCGAGGCCAAGAGCUUGACAAAUACCUGUUGGCUGGCCAAACUCUGCAGGAGGAGCUGUCCCACCGGCAGGAGGAGCUGCGGCAGUGUAAGCAGGAGCGAGAUGAUGCUACGCUGAGAGAAGAGCUGUUGGAGAAAAAGGUUCAUGAACUUGAGGUCUAUGUGCAGACCCACACCUUUGCCAAGGAGGACAAGACUCGACAAUUCAAACACAUGGAGGACAGAAUUGCUCAGUUAGAGUUGGACUUGGAUGAGGAGCGUCAGAAUGGAGACCAGCUGAUGGACAGGCUAGACCGAGGUCGAGAGCAGGUGGACCAGAUGAGGAAUGAACUCUUGCAGGAGCGGGCCAGCAGGCAGGACGCCGAGUGUGACAAGUUGGCUAUGGAGAGACAGAGCAAAGACCUGAAGAACAAACUGGCUGAUCUGGAGGGCUCCCAGAAGACGAACAAGGUGGGUCUGGUAGGCCAGCUGGAGGAUCGCAUUCAUGAGCUGGAGGAGCGGCUUGAGGGAGAGGAGAGGGAACGAGCCAACCUCCAACUAUCUAACCGCAGGCUGGAGAGGAAGGUGAAGGAUAUGGUGAUGCAAGUAGAGGAAGAACAUAACACCAUGCAAGAUCAAAAGAACCAAUUAAAUCUGCGUCUGAAGGCCCUAAAGAGACAGAUGGACGAGGCGGAGGAGGAAAUCGACAGACUGGAGCACAGCAAGAAGAAGCUGCAGAGAGACUUGGACGAGCAACAAGAAACCAACGAGCAGCUGCAGAGUCAACUCAAGUCUCUGCGCAGUGAGAUGAGGCGUAAGAGCACCUCCGCGCCUCUGCUUAACAAUAUGGACGACGAUGAUGAUGACGACAUCAGCACGGACGGUGAGACGUACUUCAGCUCCACGUCCAGCUACAAGCGCUCGUCAAGUCAGGACAACAUCUUGUCCACCUUCAGCUUGUAAAGUAAAAUAAUUUUGCAUCACUCUGGGAGCCCCGGUGUGACACCUUCCAUACGUGAGCUGUUUACGUCAAGCACAGCCCUCAUCUUAUUUACAGUGCGGACACAUCGUGUAGCCAUGACAUUUUUCAGUAUUAUUUGAGCAGCUUCCUAAGAGACAUGUGGUGUAAAUAUUGUUUUAGCCGGAUGGUCCACAUUCCCAGUGACGCGUGGUGAACUCGAAGAAUGCACUGCACAGUACUGCCUUCGGGAACAACAUGACGACAUUACUCACACACAUUUUUAUAUCUAGUGUUUUUUUGUUUUUUUUUAAUCGUCUCCCUAAAUGAAAUUUAUUUUUGAUGAAUGAAGAUCAAACCUGAAUAUAUGAAGCAAUUGUGCCAGGAUCUGUUUUUUUUUUAUUUAUUCAUGUUUAUACAAACAAAAUCCUUGCUUUGAUGAGGUUUUUUCGGAGCAAUAAAUGAGGGACUUUGUACACGCCCAUUUAAAACAAAUAUAUACUUUUCUAUAUCUACUGAAGUCUUUAUUUUGUUUAAGAAGUCAUACAGUGAUGCUUCAACAAACUGCCUUACAUCCAUGUACACAACAAACAUUCUCUAGGCGCAACAUCGAUUGCAGCUGGACUGAGGGGAUGGUGCCGUUUUAAAAUAACAGUUAUCCUCCCCACCCCCACACAAGAAUGGUUUCACUCAUUUGUGAUGCUAAACGACAGUUGUUAAGAUACAAUGGACAGAGAGAAGAGGAGAUGUUCUUAGUAUGGAAUCACCCUUGUUGGUAUUGAUUCAGUUGUAUUAAUGGCAAUAGACGUACCUGUCUACCAUCCUCUCUAAACACAGGAGGGCUUGGAUCUGCCACACUGCCUAUAUUGUACGGAGUAUGUACUGUACUGUGCAAUCUACUAAUAAAAGUUUCAAUCAAUCCACAUAUAGCACUGUUCUGACAUCUCUUCCUGAAAACAUGUUUUAAAAAUAGCCUUUAACAACACAACACACACAUUUUCUGCAGUUGACUACAUACCUCACAAUGCUAUCUUCCAAUUGUUUCCCCAUUUUUUUCUUCAAAACUUACGCAAAAUAUUAAUCGAUCCAACAAAAGAAAAUAGAGCAACUCCAGCCCUAUCCCAACUUGUCAAUACACAAGAUAGAAAUUUACGAAGCAAUUGAGAUGUACAAGUAACAAUACUUAAAAAAUGGAAAAUAUAUUUAUAAUAGUAGCAGUAUCAAUAAUAUUUAUAAUCGCCACUAUAUCUUAAUCAUUGUCGUUUUUGUGCCACAAAAGUGUGCGACCAUUCUUAGUUGGGUAGAGCCCCUACAUUUUUACAUUAGAAAUACUGGAUGGUGCACCAUCCCCUCAGAUUGGGGCUGGCCCAUCUGGUGGCGAAGAUGCACCGAUGAAAUGUCUUCCAAACAGUCCAGUGACAUAUCCAAUGGCCAGAGAGUACAGUGUUCUGAAUAAAUGGGAAUAUUCACAUACAGGUAUACACAACAAACAAAGUGUUCUUACCUUUAUUUUUGCUUUGUUUUGCUCCUAUUGCAUCUCACUUUUCCAGAUGGAAUGUGAUAAACUGACAAUCAAAGUGUCGCAUCACUGUAAUUAUUUGCACUCUCCUUCUUCUCCCUUUAAUGAACACGUAGGCUGCAGAGUGGAUUUAAAGCUAAUUCCUGCCACUACCUCUAUGUACACUUUGAAGUCUUUUAUACUGUAAAUCCUGCUGUGACUUCAAUAAAGUUACUUCUUGUCUUCAAA